Molecule: messenger RNA, 913 nt
Organism: Pezoporus flaviventris
Lineage: Eukaryota; Metazoa; Chordata; Aves; Psittaciformes; Psittacidae
Product: histone H1.10
Exons: 1
Coding region: 24-689 (221 amino acids)
Biological process (GO): nucleosome assembly
Cellular component (GO): nucleosome
Molecular function (GO): DNA binding; structural constituent of chromatin
Source: RefSeq, a predicted model, not a curated record
AUUAGGAAGAAGUCUCUGCAGCGAUGUCGGAGACUGCUCCCGCCGCCGCUCCCGCUGUCGCUGCCCCGGCCGCCAAAGCGGCCGCCAAGAAGCCGAAGAAGGCGGCGGGCGGCUCCAAAGCCCGGAAGCCCGCGGGCCCUAGCGUCACAGAGCUGAUCACCAAGGCCGUGUCCGCCUCCAAGGAGCGCAAGGGACUCUCCCUCGCCGCGCUCAAGAAGGCGCUGGCCGCCGGCGGCUACGAUGUGGAGAAGAACAACAGCCGCAUCAAAUUGGGGCUCAAGAGCCUCGUAGGCAAAGGCACUCUGGUGCAGACCAAGGGCACCGGUGCCUCCGGCUCUUUCCGCCUCAGCAAGAAACCGGGAGAGGUGAAAGAAAAAGCUCCCAAAAAGAGGACGGCUGCAGCCAAGCCCAAGAAGCCAGCGGCUAAGAAGCCUGCUAGCUCUGCCAAGAAGCCCAAGAAGGCUGCGGCAGUGAAGAAGAGCCCCAAGAAAGUGAAGAAGCCGGCCGCUGCCGCGGCCAAGAAAGCAGCCAAGAGCCCCAAAAAGGCGACUAAGGCUGCCAAGCCCAAGAAGGCGGCGACAGCAGCAAAGAGUCCAGCCAAGGCAAAGGCGGUGAAGCCCAAAGCAGCUAAGCCCAGGGCAGCCAAGCCGAAAGCAGCCAAGGCAAAGAAGGCGGCGCCGAAGAAGUGAAGUGCUGAAGUGGAAAUACUGAAACCCAACGGCUCUUUUAAGAGCCACCCACUAUUGUCCCGAAAAGGGCUGAUGCACUCCUUCGCCGAGGUCCGUGCCUGCAGCAGAGGUAACCACACAACUAUCCGUGUGGGACGUUCGUCUGUGGAUUGGAUGGGACGCUAAACUUCCGGCCGUGGUUACGCUAAGACUAGGAAAAAUAAAAUUUGUAUUUCCUGCGAAAA